UAAUAGUCUCUGGGAAGGGAGUGUGACUGGGAUAGCAAGUAAGGUGCAAAUAGAGUGGAGAAGCUGUAGGGAGAAGCUGCGCAUAGAGGGGAGAAGAUGCGCAUAGAGGGGAGAAGCUCGGCGAAGCUGUUGCACAUACAGAGCUGUGGGGAGAAGCUGCAGAUAUAGGGAUUAAGAUGCGGGAAGAAUACCGUUGCACAUACAAGGGAGAAGCUGCACAUAGAGGGGAGAAGCGGUACAUAGAGGGGAGAGGCUGGGGGGGGGGGCAGGUACAUGUACAAGGGCCAUAGCAAAAAAAAGAAAACAAGAGCACGUUUGGUUACAGCAGCAGAGCCCGCCCCCUUCUUUACCCAUAGCCAAUGAGGAGAGGCCCAUUGCACAGUGUUGGCUGGAGCAGCUGAGCGAGGGAAACAUUCAGUACGAAGGCUUCGGAGCUCAUUGUUCAGCACCACACGGCCUGGGACAGCGCCCUGAGCUCCCGCCGGGGAAUGGCCUGUCUGACCGCAGCUUUCACACUGGGAAACAACAACUCGCUGAACCCUCCUGUGGUGAUGGCGGAUCCAAAAUCAGUCUGCGUGUCUUUGGAUGAAGUGGUGUCCAACUGCACUGGGACUCAGGAGAUUCCACUGCUUAAUGGACACUUAAAGAAGGUGGAUAACACCCUCACUGAAGCCCAGCGCUUCUCCUCCCUUCCCAGGAGGCCAGCAGUGAACAUUGAAUUCAAGGAUCUUUCGUUUUCUAUCCCAGAAGGCCCGUGGUGGAAAAAGAAAGGCUACAAGACCCUACUGAAGGGGAUCUCAGGAAAAUUCCAUUGUGGAGAACUUGCGGCAAUCAUGGGACCAUCAGGGGCAGGGAAGUCAACUCUAAUGAACAUCUUGGCAGGUUACAGGGAGACUGGUAUGAAGGGAGAAGUCCUCAUUAAUGGUCAACCUCGUGACUUGCGUUCCUUCCGCAAAGUGUCCUGCUACAUUAUGCAAGAUGACAUGCUUCUGCCCCACCUGACAGUGCAGGAAGCCAUGAUGGUUUCUGCCCACUUAAAGCUUCAAGAAAAGGACGAAGGCAGGAAGGAAAUGGUAAAGGAGAUCCUGACUGCUCUGGGCCUGUUGUCAUGUGCAGAUACUAGGACUGGAAACCUUUCUGGGGGGCAGAGAAAACGCUUGGCAAUUGCAUUGGAAUUAGUGAAUAAUCCACCAGUGAUGUUCUUUGAUGAACCAACCAGUGGUUUGGACAGCUCAUCCUGUUUCCAGGUUGUCUCAUUGAUGAAGUCAUUGGCUCAGGGAGGCAGGAAUAUUAUUUGCACCAUCCAUCAGCCCAGUGCCAAACUGUUUGAGCUGUUUGAUCAGCUGUACGUAUUAAGCCAAGGACAAUGCAUCUAUCGUGGGAAAGUGUCAAACCUUGUUCCGUACUUAAGGGUUUUGGGAUUAAACUGCCCCAUGUAUCACAACCCUGCAGACUUCAUUAUGGAAGUGGCCUCAGGUGAAUAUGGAGACCAGAACCCUCGCCUGGUUCGAGCUGUGCAGGACAACCUGUGUGAUGCAGAACCAAAGAGAGAGUAUUGUGGGGAGAAUGAGCUGAGCCCCUUCAUGUGGCACAAGCCUGAUGAGGACUCCUCACCGACAGAAGGUUGCCACAGUUUUUCGGCCAGUUGCCUCACUCAAUUCUGCAUCCUGUUUAAGAGAUCCUUCAUCAAUAUCAUGAGAGAUUCGGUGCUGACCCAUAUGCGAGUAGCCUCACACAUAGGAAUUGGGAUCCUGAUAGGCUUACUGUACUUAGGUAUUGGCAAUGAGGCCAAGAAAGUCUUGAGCAAUUCCGGCUUCCUCUUCUUUUCCAUGCUCUUCUUGAUGUUCGCUGCUCUAAUGCCAACUGUAUUGACUUUUCCUCUUGAAAUGGGAGUAUUCCUCAGAGAACAUCUGAAUUACUGGUACAGCCUGAAGGCCUAUUACUUAGCCAAAACAAUGGCUGAUAUACCUUUCCAGAUCAUGUUUCCAGUGGCUUACUGCAGCAUUGUGUACUGGAUGACCUCCCAGCCAUCAGAUGCACUAAGAUUCAUCCUGUUUGCUGCUUUGGGAACAAUGACAUCCCUUGUUGCUCAGUCUCUAGGACUCCUCAUUGGAGCAGCCUCCACAUCACUGCAGGUGGCAACUUUCGUGGGUCCUGUUACUGCCAUUCCAGUUCUUUUGUUUUCCGGUUUCUUUGUUAGCUUUGAUACCAUUCCAAGUUACCUUCAGUGGAUGUCCUACAUGUCCUAUGUCAGAUAUGGAUUUGAGGGUGUCAUCUUGUCCAUUUAUGGUCUUGACAGAGAAGAUUUGCACUGCGAAAAAGAUGAAACCUGUCAUUUCCAAAAGGCAGAAGCCAUUCUGAAGGAACUGGAUGUGGAGAAUGCCAAACUGUACCUGGACUUUAUUAUCCUUGGAAUAUUCUUUGUCACCCUUCGCCUCAUUGCUUAUUUCAUCCUCAAAUACAAAGUCCGGGCAGAGAGGUAAAGAUGAGACAAGCAAGAAAGGUCAACCAAUCUUGUCUGUUAAAUGUCAAUGGGAUGAUUGCAAUGGACCUAAUUAUUGUCUUACUGUAUUAGGCAGGUCAUUGCCCUGCUGUACAGACACUAUCAAUGCCUGACUUUCUGGAACUGUGUUGGGUUAGUUGCUUUAUAGCAAAUCCCACUGGGACACUACUUGGGUUUACUACUUGGGUUACAAGUCUUUCUAGAUUUACCUAGGAAGGAAUAGAAGAGAAUUGUACAAUGAACCUACAGUAUUGCCCCGAGGAGGGGAAUCUUAAAAUGUGACCUUGUCUUUGAAAUGUCAUUAGUUAAAUUAUUUCUCAUAGGAAUGACUGCUGCACAGCAGCUAUAGAUAAUUGUAACUGAUGAAGCUCUGCUUGGGAAUCCUUCAAGUAUUAUUUUCAUUUUCUCUGGAAUUGUAGUACUCAAGAUGGAUUGAGCCAAUGGCUGUUGCCAUACAGUGGUAGUUGUGAUGCAACAGAAUGCACCUUGAAUAAACCAUCCAUAUUAGUUUUUGAUUUUUUAGAGUUCUACUUAAGAGAGUUGGCCUCUAAUUCAAAAUAAAUGAGAGAUAGAAGAGGAUACAUUUCUUGGUUUAACCAGCAAAGCAAUGUCAACUGGUGGCUGAGACUUGACAUAAAAUACCUUGGCUACUGGAGUGGAACCAAUUUUCAGUUAAUACAAUUCAAGUGAAAUCAAUCAAUGUCAUUGUGAGCCUCAGAUUAAAGGUAAACUGAUUGACUAGACUUAUAUUUUUGAACUGGAUCUGAAAAUCUAAACCUUAAACUUAAAUCCUUAAAAUAUUUUAACAUGGCGACUAUAAGUACCUUUAAUUCAGUUAUUUGCUUGCAUUGCACUACAACAAAUGCUUAUAAUGUCUUUUUUCAUCUCAAAUGAUGGUGAUUAUAAUGGUGGUUAGAGCUUGUGAUGUGCGAAUAAAUUAGGCAGGUGCGAAUUCAUGACAAAUUUCUGCGUUACGCCGCCAACGAAAAAUCCACAUCAUCGGAAAAAAAUGGCGUGCGUCAGAAUAGUGGCGCGUAAAAAAUUUGUCACACAUCAAAUUAUUCAGACACCGAUUGACUUUAAUGCAUUUGGACAAAAUAGGCGCGCAUAGAAAAAUUUAGUAGGCUUUAAUUUUGAAGAGCGUCAAAAUUAUUUUGACACCCAUUGACUUCAAUGCAUUUUUUUGCCAAAUGUUUUGGUAAAUUCGCAAAUUUUUCGGCAAAGCAAAACAGGAGAAAUUCGCCCAUCACUGGUUAGAGCACCAAAUUCCGUUGUUGAUGUCACAUUAGGAGAUAAUGUCACUAUGAUGAUGUAUGUAUGUCAUUAUUUCUAUUACUGGUGCGGUGCUUAACUUCCCAUAAUAAGUUUUCUUAAUUAACUUGGACUAACAGUACAUUACCAGUGCUAUAUGGGCCAAAUAUUUCCCUGCACUAUAUUUGCUUCCCAGUGAUCCUUUAUAAACAUAUACUGGCAGCAUAAUGUAGCAGAAUGUGCAAUGACAUGCCAGUGCCAAAGAAUUAUUGAACCUGUUUAAAUUAAAUUGUAGGGCUAGCAGGUUUCUGAGAUCUUUCUUUGGAUAUCCCAAACCUAAUGAAUCCCCACAGCCCCAAGAAACGCAUUGUUCCCAAGCAACUUGAUUGUUUGGUUGGUCUGUACCCUUCUAAAGUGAGCAAACCAUUGCCCUUAACUACCUCAUCCACAUGCGUGAAUGUUAACCAAUG
This is a messenger RNA of Xenopus laevis (African clawed frog), 4224 nucleotides long. RefSeq names its product ATP binding cassette subfamily G member 1 S homeolog (gene abcg1.S). Bases 489 to 2483 code for a protein of 664 amino acids. The record is from RefSeq and is a predicted model, not a curated record. The transcript has 15 exons. NCBI's taxonomy places the organism in Eukaryota, Metazoa, Chordata, Amphibia, Anura, Pipidae.